ACUACGUUCCUAUUGUCCAACAAUAAAUAACGUUGUUGUUAAAAACUUAAAACUUAGAAGUGAAACGUAAUAACAAUUAACAAACAAACAUGAAAAUUAAAUAUUGUUGACAUUUAUAGGUUAGACAAAUAUAUUGUCAAAUUUAAAUUGUUAUUCUUGUUGUCAGUGUUAAACAAUAACAAUGUUUGAAAAAAUUGAAAUAGGAAUUAUUGAUAACAAUGCUAGACAUGAAGAUACAAUUCUUCAAAUAGCAAAUUGUCUUGAUGAUUUACAAUCAGCAGCUUCAUAUAUUUUUAAAUCAAUUGAUGGCAGACUUGCUGAUUAUAAAAAAAGAUUGAAAAAUGUUAAAAAAAAAACAUGUCGAAUACAAGAUCAAUUGCAGUAUCUUCAGAAUAAUAUGAAUAUGAAAGCAACAAAAAUGUAUUCAGAUUCAAAAUAUCCAGCAAAUUCAACAUAUCAAGAAUACAAAACAAUAAUAAAUAUUGAUGAUGAUAAAAAAUCAAUACUAUUAAAUAAUAAAUCACAAAAAAAAUUAAAUAAUAAUCAAUCAUCAAUAGAUAGAACAAAAAAUGAUAAUUAUUAUUCAACAGAAGUUAAUUUAAAAGAAAAAUUAGAAUUUUAUUAUGUUAAAUCAUCAAAUGAUAAAAAAUCAAAUAUUGAAAUGAAAGAAUCAUCAUCAUUAUUAUCAGCUGAUUGUGUGUCAUCAGUCAGUGCACUUUUGAUAAAUGAAUGUUUGAAAUCUGAUACACCGGUACAUCAUUUAUCUGGAAUAAAUACCAAAGAAAUUCAAGAUGCACCAGAUUCAAUUUCACAACCUUGGCAUUCAUUAGAUUUUGAUUCACCAUCAUAUUUAUAUGCACCAACACUGGGAGAGGUACCACAAAUAAAUGUUCCAGCAUUACUUCCUGAUCUUCCAGGUAUUGUUGAUGAUGAAAAAUUUGUACUUGAUCUCAGUACACAAAGUCCAAUUGCUCCAUCAUCAGCAUUAACAUCACCAAUUGUUAAAGUUGAUCUUCCUGAAGAUGUAUCAAUUGAUCAUUUGGUAGAAUCAUCAAAACUUCCAAAUAUUAGUGAUGAUAUUGUUACAAGUGAUACAGCAGUGUUACCUCCACCACCACCACCUCCUUCUCAUCCAAAAUCUUCUGAGUUGAUUCAACAACAAAAUUCAACAGUUGUUAUUUCACCACAAAUUGAUACAUUACCUUUAUCAUCUUCAACAUUACCUCCGCCUCCACCUCCACCACCACCUCCUCCUCCAGUAGCACCAGAACCACCAACAACAUUAACAAUAAUAAAAAAAUCAUCAACAGAUCAAACAGUUGAUGCUAAAAAUAAUAUUAAAAUACCAAUUGCUCCUGUUGAUGACAGGACAAAUUUAAUGGCAGAGAUACGUGCUGCUGGUGGUAUUGGUAAAGCUAAAUUAAAACAAAAACCAACUGAUUCAACAACAGAAAGAUGGUCUUCAGCAUCAGUUGGUGGUGAUUUAAUGGCUGAUCUUCAUGCAAAAUUAUCCCUUAGAAGAAAAGGUAUUGCUGGUGGUGGUAGUGGUGGUACUAAUGGAAGUGGCAUGAGUGCAUUGGAAAGAAUAUCAAGACUCAUACCUCCACCACCAAAGCCAAGUGAAGAUAUUAAUUCAGCAAUAAGUGAUAAUGAUUCACAAGUUGACGCUGAUGAGUGGGACGAUUAACAUCAUUGACUAUUCCAUUUUUUUUUUUUCUAAAAUAAAUAAUAACAUGUAAUUAUCAAUUAUUAAUAUUUAAAUAUAAAUCAUUCCUUAUUGAUUAGGAACAAUAACACAGUCUAAAAAAAAAAAAAAAUUAUUAAAUUUGAAAAAAACAAAAAAAAA
This is a messenger RNA of Aphidius gifuensis, 1846 nucleotides long. Its product is annotated as WASH complex subunit 1. The transcript has 4 exons. Gene Ontology annotation, biological process: endocytic recycling; retrograde transport, endosome to Golgi; Arp2/3 complex-mediated actin nucleation. Gene Ontology annotation, molecular function: gamma-tubulin binding; alpha-tubulin binding. The record is from RefSeq and is a predicted model, not a curated record. Lineage: Eukaryota; Metazoa; Arthropoda; Insecta; Hymenoptera; Braconidae. The coding region runs from base 182 to 1687 and encodes 501 amino acids. Gene Ontology annotation, cellular component: early endosome; WASH complex; recycling endosome.